Molecule: messenger RNA, 3633 nt
Organism: Ctenopharyngodon idella (grass carp)
Lineage: Eukaryota; Metazoa; Chordata; Actinopteri; Cypriniformes; Xenocyprididae
Product: circadian-associated transcriptional repressor-like
Exons: 6
Coding region: 178-1440 (420 amino acids)
Biological process (GO): circadian regulation of gene expression; negative regulation of DNA-templated transcription
Cellular component (GO): nucleus
Molecular function (GO): RNA polymerase II cis-regulatory region sequence-specific DNA binding
Source: RefSeq, a predicted model, not a curated record
UAUCUGACGGCAGCGGCCAACGAGAGUCUGUGCGUGGAUGGCACUAAAUUGUGCACGUGUGUCUUUGCACAUGUUGACACUCGGGAAGUGAGGAGAGAGAGUGAAUUGUGGGAUAAGAGUAGAAGGGAUCCUCGGGAAGGGUUUGCGUUGCUUUUACAGGCUCCCUGAAGGUGAGUCAUGCAGUCCACAGAAUCUCCUUCCUCUCAACCAUCACAGGAUUCACUAAGCUCCAACAACAGUUUCUUGUUCAGUGACGAUGAGACGAAUGUUUACCUGUUGGAGGACAGGGACAGGCCACAUGAAGCCCAUUUGACUCAGUCCACUCUCUUUAACAGAAGUGUUUACAGUAUGAAUGGGGAGCAGGAGCGUCCUGGAUCUCAGUGGGCGUGUGAUGGAUUCAGUGACCGUGAGAGGUCACAGGGCAACAGUCACGCUGGGUCAACGUCUUCGUCCAUCUCAUCAUUUCUCUCCCUCUCCUCGUCUUCAUCUGGAUUAGGAUGCAGCAUCUCUGAGAGUGAGCGAGGAAAGAAUGGAAGAACUGAAGGAGACCUGCUGUUUGCUCGUAAGUGUUUAGAGCUCCAGGGGUUUGUUCGGCCUCUGCUGGAGCUUCUAAACGGACUGAAGAAAGGAAGAUUUGACAAAGGUCUGAGCAGUUUUCAGCAGAGUGUUGCAAUGGACAGAAUUCAGAGGAUUGUGGGAGUGCUGCAGAAACCACAUAUUGGAGAGAAGUACUUGCCUACUUUGCUCCAGAUAGAGGUGAUGCUAAAGCUUUGGUUCCCUCAAGUGACUGCUCACGUUUCUGUUACACCUAACCCUGCUGACUUUUCACCUCAAAACAUUUCCACCCAUGGCAAAAGCAAUAUCACUCCCCCACACAAGCACAAAGACCAAUUACAUAUUCCAGUCAAGAAGCGAAGAUUGAGCUGGUCAGACACAGACUCAUCCUCCUCUUCUCCUCCUGUGGUGUGUAAGCGCACCAAAUGUUGUGAAGAGCAACAUCAGUGGCCAUAUGUUGAUGGAGGGGAAGGCUCUUCAGGGACCCCUUCCCUUUCCUCACACACGAACCAAUCAGACAAGAGAGUUAGUGAAACCCUGGAGCACAAGGUCAUCCGGUGGUCAGGUUCAAGACUGACAUGGGUGCACAUUGCUCCCAUCUUCUCCCCACCUAAAUCUGGUCCCUUUCAUAAAGGCGGAAUGGCUAAUGAUAGAGGGAGUGGCAGUGUCCUCCUUCCAGUUUCCCCUCUCACCAGCAGGAGCAGUCCAGUCACGCAGGACAGCUUAAUCUCCUCCACCACACCUUUUUCAGAGCCAGCUGGAUGCCAAUGCCAGUCUGUAAGUUUAGGGACAACAAGUCCAUUGCAGGAGCACACCCAGAAACCCAUCCCACAAAUCACAAUGAAGCCUUCAACCCUAGAACAGCAAAGCCCUUUACAGUCCUGAUGCAGAGAAACCAAGCACAACCAGCCGAAAGUCUUCUCUGUGUCAGAGAAGAAUUGAAGUAUGGAAUGUUAAAAGGGUUGUCUAUUACAGUGAUUGAAAAAGUAUAUCUAAAGAAUCUUGAAGAAGUUUAAACUCAACAUGUAAGACUUUUUAAAAUUGAUUGGGUAAAAAAAUUGGCUGUUUUUGAACUGGAGAGUACCUAAAUUAAAGGUGAAGUGUGUGGGUUUGGUGCCACUGCCAUCACCAAAUGGAAUUGCAAAAACAAUUAUUUCAAACAAGUUUUGAAACAUUCCACUAUCUGGCAUUGGUCAGCCAAACAGAUUGCCCUGCCCAAAAAUCAAGGCAUUGGUUGAGCCAGUGUUUGCAUGACAGUAUUCUAACGUCCAAAAAGUCACCUUUUAGGAAAUUUGAUAUCAUGCAAAUUGCCUUCAAGAGUGUGUGUUUAAAUAUGAGGGAAAGUAUAAUUAUUGACUUUGUUUUAUUCCCAAAAUAAGGACAAAUUAAGACUAGAGAGCAAUAAUUUUAAUGAAAGGAUAACACAAGGUCAAGUCAGCGGUAUGACUUAAUAUACCAUCAGUUAGAUGGCAUAGAAUAAAAGGGUUAGUUUUUUGUUUUCUCAAAUUGCUACUGAGAAUGUUGAGAUUAUAUUGAUUUUAAUUACAAUUUGAAAAAGCUGCCAGUAAGACAACACAGUUGUAGCAUUAAAAGGUACUUUUUGUAUUUCUGAGGAAAAAUGUAGCAGCAUCAAAACUGACUUUUCAAUAUCUGAUAUUUUACAAAUUUAUGAAUGGAUUGUAACAGAAGCUGUUACAGUUUCUUUUACUGCAUUUUAUAAAGCCAAUUAUUUUUCCCCACCCUAGUGAGAGUUUUGUGUGUGUGUGUUGCUGACAGUGGUGGGAUUUUAAAUGUAAAUGAAACCACUUUAUUUAUUUGCUGUAGAAUCUGUGACAGCUGCUCGAACUGGAAAAAGUACCCGCAACUAAUAUACACAUAAGUGAUGAUAUCAAAACCUGAAAUAAUGUAGGAAAUUAUGUAAUACCCAGGUUGAAAGAGAAAAGAGAAAUGACAGAGUCUGAGUCUGCUUGAUUGAAAUAUUGUGUACAGUGCACUGAAGGAGGCUAGAUGGAAAAACUUUCUGCUCUGACCGAUGUGAAUUUAGGUGCUUGAAUGCGGCUGUUAAGUGAUAUGAGAUCCAUUUGAACAAGGGUCAAAAGUCAGAAAGGAUGAAAAAAGUGCUAAUAUGCCAACCUUUAUUUAUUCACUUGUUGAUUUUAAUGUUUAUUUAUGUUUAUUUGUAUAUGUAUUUAUCCACAUGGCAGCUGAGUUUAUUAGAGCUUGGUCUAUCAUGGACUAUUUUAGUUGCUGCGUGGAAAAGUAGAGAAAAAAAUUAAGGAAAUCUGAUAUUAGAAAACCUGUGCCUUUUCUCUAAAAAUAAAUAUUCAUUGUUGUAUUCAAUGGUAGAGAACACAAAAUCUCAAAACUUUCAUAUGCACACAUUUAUUCAUGAGAAAACUACAUUUGGACACAAAGUAACCAUUUACCACUAAAAGCACAGUGAACUACAGUAAUCAAUAACAAAUAUGUCAGUGUUAAUUGGUUGUCAUAGCAACAUUCAAAAAGGCGCUGUAUUUUCUGACCAAUCACUGCAGUCAGUUGAAUCCAGAAACCAGCAAAUUUCUUGGAUCAGUAUUUUUGGAGCUGAUGAAUUAUAAAGUUGAAAAAUGCCCUUAUGCAUCAAUUAAUAGGACAAAAAUUGCAUCAACUUCACAUGCUGCUAAAUUACUGAUAUUAAUUGAUAUUUUAAUUGCUUAGUGUCCAGGUGCACUAUAGCAAUAGAAAUUCUUGCCAUGUUAAAAAUACACCUUUAUUAUAUGUAAUUGACUUUUUAUGUAAUGAUUUUGUAGAAGUUGCACUUGUUUUUAUUUUAUCAUGUUUUAUACUGUACAGGUUAUUUAAGACCAAGACCAAGAGGGUUGAUCAUAAAGGAUGUAUAUUGGUUGUUUAAUCUGUCUUUUUAUAUAACUUAUACCAUGCACUACACUGGAAAUCUUUCUGCUGUCAGUCCUUCUUUCCUGUCACUUUGUCUUUUGCCUGUUUUUCCCUUCUUCAUCUCUUUUUCUCUGCUUUUUACUGUUAUUCAUGCUUUUUUCAACAAACAUAAACCUUUUAAUAAAUAAUGCAUUUUGGAAUGUA